AUGGAAGGCGGAAAGGGCCUUGCUCUGCUACCACACUUUUCCAUGUGGCUGCAACCCGGCAAAACAUACACAGUUGGCCGUAAAGAUGCAGACAUCACGCUUGCGACGGACAAGGCAGUCAGUCGAAAACACGCAACCAUAACCGUAGCAGAGGCUAUACCCAUCGAGCAGAUUGGCGACCUGGCUGCAAGGUGUAAAGUCACGGCCACGGACCAGAAUUCCAAGUUCGGCACGUAUGUGGGAACGGGAUCGCUGCAGAGGAUACCGGGCAGCCAGGAGUUGAAGGAUGGUGAAAUUGUCGCCUUUGGACACGAUAACUCCGCAUUUCGGUUAACGUAUGUACCGGUGGUGCUGUGCACAUCGGGAAAGCUACGCACUAAGCAACGCAACGAGCUGCAUGCAACUGCUCGGCAAUUUGAUUUCAGGAUCGUGAAGGAAUGGACGCCAGAUGCGACGCACCUAGUGAUGGCCGCGUUACGCGUGACGAUGAAAGUUGUCCUGGCGAUCGCGAAUCGCCGGUAUGUUGUGACGGAGGAUUGGGUGAAGGAGUUUGCGAAUGUAGACCCGGCACGGUUUGUUAUGCCGGAUCCCAAUAGGUUUUUGCCACCGAUAAUGGAAGAGGUGAUCCAAGUCACCCCUGCCGCCUUUGAAGCGAAUCCGGCUCGUGCAAAUCUGCUUUCUGGCUACGACUUCUUCGUGUUCAGUGACAACGAGAUGUCAGUUAUGGGGAAGAUCGUCACGGCAGUCGGAGGAACUAUCUCUCAAAUCUCAUUCCCGUCAAACCCGCGUGAAACAUCUCAACUGAAAACGAAACUGGGGAACUGUCGCCAUCCCUGCGUCAUUCAACCGUUUGACUCUCCGGACGACGGUUGGGCUAACGUACAGUCUGUCCUCGAAGACCUGAACCUUCGCACCCUACAACAGGACGAUGUAGCGAGAUCGGUGAUAUACGUCGAUGCGCAAUACUGUGACGCUCUCACUCGUCCCGAUGACAUGGUAGAGGCUUCGCGGACUACCGCGAGGCAAUUGGCGCAGACUUCAUCGAAUCCACCUCCUCCUGAGACGGGUUUCGGAGGAGGUGGUGAGCACAAUGCGGAUGUCCAUCAAAAUGCAGGUGGAUCGUCGCUGUUACCGGUAAAAGAUGAAUCACAGCAACCCGCCGUAGUACCAUCCAAAGGACGGGACUUUGACGACUUCCUAGACGUGCUGAUGGACGAUGACCUGCCAGCCCCACCUCCCUCUUCGACAAAUCUCGCUAUCCCUGCACAGCCAGUGAAAUCAGAAAUCAGCGGCUCUGGAAAGACGAAAGGGCGGCUACGGCCGCAGUCUACUGUCAGUUUGGCUGAGAAGUUGGGGAUACGUGUUCAGUCGCAGUCUCAGCCCCAGCAUGUGGAUGAUGAUGGUGACCGUAUGGAGGGGGUGGAAGGGGCGGGAACCGGGCGGAAAAGGCCGCGAGGGGUUGCGGCGACACCACAAGCCGCCUCCGCAUCCAGAGCUACGCCUGAGCAUACCGCGGCAAUCGCACAGGAAGAGGGCAUACCCGAAAGCCCACCACGGCGCUCGAAGCGGGCAAAACUCGCCGCAAACGACGAGCCAGCACCGCCGCAACCCACCGUCACAGCCUCACCGUUCGAACUUUCACAACCACAACUCAAAGCAAAAGUCACCUCCGACCCAAGCCAAAUGGACAAACUGACAAAACUAGUAGUCGUCAACGUGGUCCCGCUCAUCGUCCAGAAAGGGCGCGGAGUCGAUACUGCCAACGGGCGAACAACGACGAAUGCAGGCCCGAAUUUCAAGCGGUUUCGGAAAGUGCAGCAUGGAGCCCGAGCGGGGUUGAAUCAACAGGGCGGAGCCGGUGGCGCUGGACAGCCUAGAGCGUAUAUCGCGGUAGUCGACCCAAAUAAAGACGAUUCGCGGGUCGUCGGGGCAAGAAAGAAUACAGGGAAUGGAAAGAGUUCCGAGUGGGCGCCGCGGGUGUCCCAACCAGCCGCGUCGUCUUCUCUCCGAGCGAAUGGAAAGCGACCGUCGUCUGCUGGGACUGGACAGGAAGACGAUCCGGAAUUCACUUCAGGCCCCGUUCGACGCGUGCAGCGACCUACCCGGACACUCGCCGUGACUGGUAAACGGAAGCCCAGCGAGGAACACAUUGUUAUUGAGGAUAGCGCGGAUGAGGAUGUGGGAACGAGGAGAAAAACACCGGCUGCGCGGCCUGUACUCUCCGACGAUGACGACGAUGAAGACGACCCCAGCUACGUUGCAAACCUACCGAUUUCCGGGUCUUCAACCCCUUUAAAAGCAUCCGCAUCAACAUUAUCCUCAACCAAACGCAGAGCCCCGCUGUCAAGCAGUUCCCGCCGACAUACAGUCCUAGACAGCGAUGACGACGAUGAAUUCGGAACAUCUGGAGGUUUUUCGUCGGCGUCGGCAAGGGGUCGUGUGAUGGGUGAGGCUGAGGGGGGGUCGGAUGAGGACGAGGGCAUUACGUUUUCGAAGUUUGCUGCUACUCGGAGGAAGCGGUGA
Messenger RNA from Fimicolochytrium jonesii, 2523 nucleotides. RefSeq lists its product as uncharacterized. The transcript has 8 exons. The record is from RefSeq and is a predicted model, not a curated record. The coding region runs from base 1 to 2523 and encodes 840 amino acids. Gene Ontology annotation, molecular function: damaged DNA binding; protein binding. Gene Ontology annotation, cellular component: Mre11 complex. Gene Ontology annotation, biological process: mitotic G2 DNA damage checkpoint signaling; double-strand break repair via homologous recombination. Lineage: Eukaryota; Fungi; Chytridiomycota; Chytridiomycetes; Spizellomycetales; Powellomycetaceae.